CAGCGCCUGAAUGCAGCAGCACACCUUCGCUUUAUUUAGUUCAUCUUUGCACGGUACAGAAUCGUCAAAAUGAAAGGCUCCUGCAGACAGCAAACGUGCUAUAAAAAGUGCUGCUCCUCUCCAGGGAACGAGGCCGAACUCUGCACAGAGCAGAGAGACGUGGCGGUGGGAUGGCGACAUGCAGGCCAAGGGCCCUCUGGAAGAGCCACGGCCGCAGGCACAGGGUCUGGCUCAGCCGAACCCAGCUUUGAGCCAAAAAAAGGGAAAAUUAGUGCAGCGUGCAAUGCCUCUGGGGUGGCCUGCGGAUGCAGACCAUGUCCGUGGGAGGGCAGGGGCGCGCAGGAGGUGGCCAGGAAGAGGAAACGCCGGUUCAGCCGCCCUUCGCUGCGCCACGAAGCGUUGAGGGAACCCCUAAGCGAAAAACAAAAAGCUUAAAAAUCGCCAUUACGGGGCCGGUUCGCAGGGCAGGUCAGUUGGGGUGGGGGGGCGGAGCGGUGCACGCCGGGACUUGUAGUCCUCGAGCGGCCUCUCUGCCCCACGUGAUCGGCGCCGAGCCAAUCGCAGCGGCGCGGCGUCGCCGCGGCAACGCGCGGUACACAAGAUGGCGGCGGGCGCCGCGGGCCCGGGCUUCGCUGAGGGCGGCCCGGGGACGCCCCGCGGGGCCCCUGCAGGUAGCGGGGACAGCGGGGACAGGGCCCAGCCGGGCCUGGCGCAGCUGUGUGUGACUCUGCCUUUCCUCGCUCCAGCAGGGCAGGGUGGCUGUGCGGGACUCACCUGCUGCCAGCCCAGCGCUGUGCUCCGCUCCCGUUUCCACCUCUUUGCUCCCAGGCGGCCAACGCAGAGCGCGCCCCGGGGAUCUGAACUGCUGCUGCUCGAGGCCAGGCGGAGCCGUGGGUGCGCGACCCCCCCGGCCAGAAGGCGAGCAGUUUGCACCGGGAAGGUGGGCCGGUGAGGAAAAGGGCUGCGGUUCAGGCGUGGUUGGGCAGCCUGCGCAGUCACGUUUAAAAAGUUUGCCUGUCAAGCAAACCUCCCCCCAGAUCAAUGAACUUACCCUUUGAUUCUACAUAUUCUCUCCUCAUUUUUAGAAAAAGGGCAGAGCUAAGUUGUUUGCGUCUUCUGGAGACAGCCUGUCUCCUUGGUCAAAGAACCCGGAGCAAGGCAGUCUCCCCUCCUGCUCAAGGGGGACGACACUGGGAAAGAAUACACAGGGUGAAGUCCCUCAACGAUUAGGGGGUUCUGGGCCAUCACAGCUUCUCAGUGACAGUCUCAGGUGCAGCUCCCGCUGACAUGGAACUCAUGUCAUCCAUAAUGCAAAAAAUCAGUCUGUUGGAACAAAAAAUAGAUAAACAAGCACAAGAAAUCCAACUGAAGGACAGGAGGAUUGCUGAACUUGAAGAGAAAAUGAAGACUCUUCAGAAAGGAGAAGAUGCUCCUGACUCGUCCGCAGCAGAGGACCUGGAAGUGAGGUGCCUUCAGCUGCAGACCCAGGUCUGGGAGAUGGAGCGGUUCCUAAAUGACUAUGGUCUGAUUUGGGUUGGAGAGAGGCAUGAACAGCUGGAAGAUUUACAGUCACUCAAAGAUGAAGACCUGCCAGCAAAGAGCCUCUGGAAGCCAGGUGAGGCAGUUGUUUCCAAACAUGAGAUUGAUUUUGAUUUAAUCUUGGAAAACGUGAAGGAUUUGAACAUGCUAGCUGGAGAAGGCAUUUCUCAAAUUGAGCACACGCCUCAGGGUGCCCGGCUGAGACAGCAAGAACCCCUCCCUCUUACGCUGUAUCAGAAUGGGAUCGUCAUGUUCGAUGGACCCUUUCGGUCCUACGAGGAACCAUCAGCACAGCAAUGCCUGCAGGAUAUUAUGGAUGGCUAUUUCCCUUCAGAGUUGCAGAUGCACUACCCUGAUGGCAUCCCUUUUCAGGUCACCGACAAAAGGGAUGUGGUAUUUCAGGAGGGAGACCUUCCAGGGAGUUUCCCUGGCCACGGCCAAGCUGUUGGCCAUUCAGAAUCACGCAAGGUGCAGGAAACCGACGAGAUCCCAGGUCCCAAACCCUCCUCGAAGCAGUUUCUGAACAAACUUUCUAAGUCCUCAGUCCCUGGAGGAGAAGCGAUCAACAUCCGAGACUCAGUCAGAGCAACACAGCAGGGCUCUGAUGAGAUGUGGAGCAACAGAGAGAUCUUGGUGGAGACACCCAGACUGUCUGCCCUGAAGAGGUUAAAGAGGACCGAAGAGGCUGGGGCUCCUGUCCCUGAAAUCUGCACUCUCCGCAUAAAGUCUGAGAGCGGGGAGCAGACGUACAUCGUGAGGAUGCUGUUCACAGAGACCAUAGGGGAACUGCGCCAGCAUCUUGCCCGUGCCAGGGGUGGAGACUCCAGCUCGUAUGAAAUCAUCAGUACCUUUCCCCAGCGGCUGUACGCAGACAACUCCAGGAGCCUGCAGGAAUGCGGCCUGAUCCCCCGUGCCUCCUUGCUGCUGCGGAGAAGAGACCCCCUCCCACGAGAGGGGCAGGGCUGUACGCACCAUAACAGCUCCUAGAGCUGCUGCCCUUGCGCUGUGAGCUGUGUUAUAACCUCCCCCUGGCUGGCAAGAGCAAGAGUUGUCUUUCCAGAUCCAGUUUCAUUGCGCCGUUAGCUGGGACAGAGAGGAGGGCUCCUGCUUUGGCCUCCCUUUGGCACGGGGUGCCACAUGGCAGCCCCAGUCUCCUGCUGCCUUGUGGGUGGGUGUUCUUCCCCAGGCAGUUGGGUUCCUAACACAGGGGAUUUCUGUCAGCUCAGAGACCUGGUUUCUCCCCAGAGAUUUCAUCUGCGUUUACACCGCGAGAGGAACAGGCUCAGUUAUAUGGUCUCGAGCAAUGGCCUUGGGCCACUGCACUGCUGGGACUGAGCCAGACCCAGUGCAGCCAGGAGAUCCUGCGACUGGGUUUCCCGUACGUGAACAGCUUCUUCCCUUGGACAGCCCCCAGCUCCAGAGGGGCUGAGGCUCACAGCUACACCGAACGAGCCUGCCGUGGCCCUGAGCUGCUGGCCUUCCUUCCUCCCAGCCCGCUGCAACAGGACACCGUGUCAUCGGAGAACAUAAUCCCUUCGGUUCUUCUCUGCUGAACCCCGAGAGUAAACCAUCUUCCCCUCCUGCGGGCUGGGGCUGUGCUCUGCAGGCCCCUUUCCCAAGACAUUCUUCCCAUUUCGGCUCCGACAAGUUCCCACUUGACUCCCAGCUGACAACACUCCCACUCGUGCAAGGCAGCACCUUCAGGCAGGUUCCCCUUUAGCAGAGGCCCAGCACAGGCUGCCACCCAGCCCUCAUUAAAGGCUCCCAGCAUUUAUUUAGUUGCAAUUUCCACUUCUGUAAACUUCGAAUUAGCUACGGAAGGAGGCAGGAUCCCCUGAGCACUUCCUGGAACUGCUCUGCCUUCCCCAGGCCCCUCUGGCUGGAGCGUGGCCGUGCACUGCUCAUACGGGAAACGCCACCAGCACGGGCCAGCUGCUUCCACAGGCUCCCUGUGACCAGUGACUCAGUCCCUGCAGCUGUAAAUGAGCUUCCUUCUUUUUCCACCUACAGCACAUACAGGAGCGUACCAGGGACCCUCCUAUAGAGCAGCCUUUUCCACUGCCCCUCUGCUGUGAGCCAGUCUAUAAACCACCAGGGAAUUUUUACGCUACGGGUUUGUUUUUUUUUUCCCAUGGGUCUGUCUGAAGCUGUCCCUCCCCCAUGCUGUCGUUCUUACCCCACGCAGGAGAGGGCUGCUUGAGAGGUACCUGUCACUACUGCACUGCAGGGGAUUCAGACAAGUCCCACGAGCCUUUGAUUAGUGGCAGCAAUCUGAGGUGUUAAGGUCUUUGUGUCAAGCUGAAGCAGCGAGUACAACUGACUCAGCUCCUCCCAGCUGGAACUGACUCAGAAUCGUUAUGGAGGAUGAUGUUUAACCUGUAGUCAAGAUAAAACCAAUUUAAAAGAAACCCACGAGUACCAACACAAAAGGUACAGUAACGUUUAAUAGCAUCUCGGAAGACGACACUGGUUAUAAACUUGCUUUUUGGCAGGAAAACAAAAUGCACUUGGUCCAGGUUGCAAAAAGCCAACUCAAAAAGGAAAGGUAAGACAGCUGGAGCAUCAGCUGUUUCGGAGCAGCCCUGAGCCAUUAAUGCUCACGAGGGAGCCCUUGCACUGCAGCAGAGGGCACCGAGGGAGCAGCACGGGUCCCAGUUUUGGGCCUAUCCAUCCCCCUCACGCAGCCUGCCAAGGGACACGAGCCCUACACCUCAGCCCCAGCCUGCUCCGUGGUGGGCGGUCAGACCCAGCUUCGUGCAGUAUUUCUGCAUUAAAUUAAAAC
Messenger RNA from Cygnus olor (mute swan), 4321 nucleotides. It is a transcript of the gene UBXN11, whose product is annotated as UBX domain protein 11. The coding region runs from base 1288 to 2526 and encodes 412 amino acids. The transcript has 13 exons. Gene Ontology annotation, biological process: proteasome-mediated ubiquitin-dependent protein catabolic process. NCBI's taxonomy places the organism in Eukaryota, Metazoa, Chordata, Aves, Anseriformes, Anatidae. The record is from RefSeq and is a predicted model, not a curated record. Gene Ontology annotation, molecular function: ubiquitin binding.